This is a messenger RNA of Babesia bigemina, 1503 nucleotides long. RefSeq lists its product as hypothetical. NCBI's taxonomy places the organism in Eukaryota, Apicomplexa, Aconoidasida, Piroplasmida, Babesiidae. The transcript is spliced from 7 exons. The coding region runs from base 1 to 1503 and encodes 500 amino acids. The record is from RefSeq and is a predicted model, not a curated record.
AUGCGAUGCUCGACGGCGUUAUGUCUAGCGGCUAUAGCAUACAGCUCGCGAUGUUGUGGACAUGCCGCUGCGGCCGCCCGUGGCUCGAAGCACGCCUUCCUAUGCGGAGCCGCGGCGCAGACCACGAGGCAGCUCCUGUUGCGCAAUUCAUCGCAGGAAUAUGACAUCAUGGCGGAUCCGCUAGACUCCGCUCCGCAGAUUGAGUACUAUACCGCCAAAUACCCGCCGUACCCAUACUACGACGCGCCGAGAAACCUCUUCUUUGACGCCUCCGGGCUGAAGGAAGCGAAUGCGGAGGGCGAUCUUGAGGAGUUAUGUGUGGCCUCGGAGACGCAGAAGUCGUACAUGAAAAACGCCGAGAUGAGGAGGGAGGGGGAGGAAGCGGAACCGUUGGACGAUGCUCCUAUCGCAAGUAAUGGAUAUUUCAGCCAAUUUGACCGAAUGAUUGGCAAGGACUACCGGGACUACAUUUACGUGGCCGGGACACAGCACCACGGGGAGCGGAUGAGGACGGACAUCGCAGAGUACGACGCCGUCAGACCGGGAAUCGCACCUUGGCCCAGUUAUGAACAGCUCAAAGAGGACAAACUGGCAGUGAACACGUCGCUUUUCAAUGGAUUCGACACAACCAACAGGCUAGAAAGGCAUCUGGUCGGCAAGCCCAUGUUGAGGAAUGACAUCACCACUUUGGGAGAGGCUCGCACUGAGCAGCGACGGUGGUUGAGACGGAGUUACGCCGACGAGUGGUCACUAACCUACGAGGAGUUCGCGGCGAUGCCGCUGGACAUGCGGGAGGCCUACUACGCCAACAGGUACCAGCUCUGUGAUGAUGACGAAAAGUUCGCAAUGGUGCUCAAUUACCGACGGGCGCUCGGCCGCGCCGGCGACAAAAUGCACCCUGCGGAGUUCCGGUACAUGGAAGACAGCUACACGUACACACCCAAGGACAGUCCUAUCGCCGGGGAUCUCUUGAACUGGGACGACCCUUUGGAUGCUCCGUGGAGGCUGCGCGUGGAGGAGUGCAUACGCGACUGCGUCACAUACAGCUGGCCGCCGGAAAGGAUCAGGUUCCACACCUGUUUCGAGGUGUACGAUGUCACGUGGCUGGCGGGCGUAGUGAAGGUUGUCAUCGAGCAGACCAGAGACGAGGGCGACUUCAUCAGCCCCAACGAGCUCAAGUUGAUGCUCUUGAAACUAGAGAAACGGCUUAAGCAGCUUGACGAGGAGGAACACACGCAAUCUAUCGCCACCCACUCGCUGAUGCUGGUGGCACGACUCGACCCCAAGCGCAUGGCACCGGAGGAGCUCAAAACGCUUAUAUGCCGCAGGGACUGGAACUCGCAUAUAGGACAAGAGGUCAUUGUGACGUUCACAGAUAAGGAGGCAAGCCAAAUCCGAGGGAUCAUGCGUGGGUCUCACAGUGUUUUGGCACUGGAGCUCGAUGUCGAAGGGCGGCGCCACACGCUGCCACUCAACUUCAUACGUGAAAUAACACUUAUAUAA